Molecule: messenger RNA, 570 nt
Organism: Anoplophora glabripennis (Asian longhorned beetle)
Lineage: Eukaryota; Metazoa; Arthropoda; Insecta; Coleoptera; Cerambycidae
Product: ankyrin repeat and KH domain-containing protein mask
Exons: 2
Coding region: 190-540 (116 amino acids)
Molecular function (GO): protein binding
Source: RefSeq, a predicted model, not a curated record
GACAAUGAUUUCGUUAUUGAUCCAAAUUCCCGGGAUACUUUUGAAAGGACUCGGUUACAUUAUACAGUGAGGAUCGGAAAUUUCAAUGCCACUCGUUCACUGCUUAAUGCGGGAGCAGAUGUUAAUGCCAUAGACGUUUUUGGUAGUACACCUUUGUCAAUAGCUUGUAUAGACAAGCCAAGUCCAGCCAUGGUAAGAUUAUUAUUGGAACACAAUGCUGAUGUCAAUCUGGAAAGGCCGGGUACUAUAGACUUACUAUUGGAGUGCGUCCUAAACUGCACGACACCAUUGCAGGCAAACAUUAUUAACAUUUUAAUCAGGCAUGGAAAAAAUAUUAAUGCAACCGAUGCAUUGAGUAACAGAAGCUGCAUGCAUAUGGUUGCCAUGACAGGAUACAUCCCGGUAGCAGAAUCUCUCUUAAAAAUGGGAGGAAUUGUUAACAUCAGAGACAACUUUGACUACACACCCAUGAAAAUAGCUAAUAUGCAUGAACACUUCGAAACAUUAAAACUGAUGCAAUGUUAUAAUAGACUUGUAUGACUUUUGAAAUUAUAUUUCUUUUAUACCGGG